AUGGCUCCAAAACGCAAGGCCAAACAGCUCGUGGUCCCGGAUAUUGCCGAGGAUGCGGCGGAGCGCAAGCGCGUUCUGAAUAUCCUGGCACAGCGACGUUAUCGCCAACGGAGAAAGGAUCAUCUAACCGCGCUAGAGUCGCGAGCUAAGGGUCUUUCCGAACAUCUAGUCGGUUCCACUCAAGAAACUUCUUCGACGUCAUCUUCAUCAUUGGUGUCUAUCAAUGCGUUUGAUAAUACUAACCAGAUCCUUAAUCAUGAGGACGCUCAAUGUUCUAAUGUCCAAGCAAUCGGGGAUCAGAGUGAGAAGUGUAUUCUGCCGCAUAUAGCCACUUCGGACCUGUUUCUCCAAUUUGUCCCCACCUCAGCACCUCAACCGGAGACAGACCUAUCCAUAGCCCCUGACGACUCCUUUUGA
This is a messenger RNA of Aspergillus melleus, 417 nucleotides long. RefSeq names its product bZIP transcription factor. The transcript has 2 exons. The record is from RefSeq and is a predicted model, not a curated record. Lineage: Eukaryota; Fungi; Ascomycota; Eurotiomycetes; Eurotiales; Aspergillaceae. Gene Ontology annotation, biological process: regulation of DNA-templated transcription. Gene Ontology annotation, molecular function: DNA-binding transcription factor activity. The coding region runs from base 1 to 417 and encodes 138 amino acids.